Dermacentor silvarum is the source of this 16689-nucleotide messenger RNA. RefSeq names its product cationic amino acid transporter 2. Gene Ontology annotation, molecular function: amino acid transmembrane transporter activity. The record is from RefSeq and is a predicted model, not a curated record. Bases 282 to 2429 code for a protein of 715 amino acids. Gene Ontology annotation, biological process: amino acid transport. The transcript is spliced from 6 exons. Gene Ontology annotation, cellular component: plasma membrane. Lineage: Eukaryota; Metazoa; Arthropoda; Arachnida; Ixodida; Ixodidae.
CGCCACCGCCGCCGCCGCAGGAGCUUCAGACGCAGCUGCUCCGCCAGCAGCGACGGCGAUAGUUCGCUCCGGACACAACAUGAACUCGCGUUUUCUUCGGUUCGCGUCAGCAGGACGCUGCUGCGGCUCGGCCUCGCUAACCUAAUAGCAGCAUUUUUUUUUUUUUUUCGGCGUGUGCGCGCGCGGAAGGAGUUCGGCUGCGUGUGUGUGCGUGUUUUUUGAGCAUGUCUUAAGGGAAAUAGAGAGAGACAGAUACGCCGACGAAGCGGUCGACCCGAGCAAUGGCACGUCGUCGGAACACCGAGAUCCUGUGGUCGCUGAUGACCCGGAUAAAGUCGCCGCACAGUUUUCAAGUGCGCCGUUUUUCCUCGGGAGCCGAGAACGGUUCGGCCGGAGGGAAAUCCAAAGCCAAGAAGUCGAGCGAAAAGUCGUCGUCGUCCAACGCGUCGUCGUCGUCGUCCAAGUCUCCGUCCCGGGCUCGUUUGUGCCUCAUAGUGUCGGCGAUUGCGCCCGGGUUGACGUUCGGUGUUUUCGUCAUCGUGGGGAACGCCGCGGCCGUAGUGUCCGCAGGGGCUGUGGUACCUUCGCUGCUUGUGGCUGCCGUGGCAUCGUUAUUGGCAGGUCUGUGCCUGAUCGAGCUGGUCACGUGGCAGCGUCCCUGCCCGGACUCGUUGUACGCCUGUCUCUACCGGUGGGCGGGAGAAGCGGCGGCCUUUGCGGCCGGCUGGUUGUCGCUGCUGCACCAGGGGGCCGCCAUCGCUUGCGUGGCUCGUCUGCAGAGCAGCGCCAUCGACGCGCUCAGCGGUGGCGCCCUGGCCAGGGCCUGGCAGGCCCUCGGCUCGUACGACCCCGUAGCACUGGCGCUGGGCUUGGUUGCUGCCUCUGUGGCCGCCGCGCCCCGACUGCUGUCCUCGUCACGCGAGCCAACGUGGCUUGGCAUGGCGCUCAUCGCACUGUCACUGCUGUCGGCACUCUUCUUCGUCGCCAUGGGAUCCGUGGGCGCCACUGCGGCUCCGGGCAACUCCUGGAGCUUCGCCAUGCUGAUGCUCAGCGACAGUGCACCCACGGGGCUCCUGUCCGGUGCGGCACUCUGCACGUACGCCUUCAUCGGUCCGCACACGGCGCUGCGGCGCGCCCCCGACAGCCCUCAGCCGUGGCGGGACCUCCCCCUGGCGCUGGGUCUCAGCACGGCGCUCACGUUCCUGCUCACAUUCUCCAUGGCCGUCGUGGUCACCAUCCAGGCGCGGCACGACACGGCCCGUCCGCUGGCCGCCAUGCUGGCCUCGUGCUCGGCCGAGUGGGCGGGCACCGCCAUGAGCGCGGCGUCGCUCCUGGCCCUGGUCGGACUCGCCCUGUACGGCCUGCUUCCCCUGGGCGGCGCCGUGCGCUCGCUGGCCGCCGACGGACUGCUCUUCCGCGGUCUGGCCAAGACGUCGAACGCCGGCCGACCCGUGGGCUCAAUCCUGACCGCCGGAGCGCUAGCCGCCGGAGCGGCGCUGGUGGCGCCCGUACCCAGACUCCUGGGUCUCAUGGCCGUCGGGCCGCUGGCCCUGAACGCGGCCGUGUGCGUGGCAUUGCUCCUGGCCCGCUACCACCCUGCCAGCCGCACUGCCUACGACCUGAUCGGCGACGAGUCGCCGCCGGCCAAAGAAGGGUCCGCCGCCGGUAACGGUGGUGGCAGCUCGGCACCGGCGUCUUCGACGACUUCCCCGACCUCCUCGGCUUGUUCAUCUUCGUCCGAGGACGAGGAGGACAUCGACGCCCUGGUGCGCGAGUACCGCGAGCGACUACGCGUGGCGGCACUGACCGACGGACUCCUGGCCGGAAACGGCGGCAACUCGCUGCGCGAGCCCACGUCGGCGACGGCUCGCCGAGCGGACCUGGCCGUCUCGGGCGUCGUGGCGGCACUCGUGGUUCUCUCGGCGGCCAUGGAGGUCGGCUCGAGAUUCGAGGGUCGGGCGGCCUCCAUCUGCGCGGUGAUAUCGACGCUGUGCGCGAUCGCGGUGGCAGCUCUACUGGUGCUGCUGUCGCGGCAGCCGCAGGCGCAGCUGGGUCCCAGCUUGUUGCACGCGGGAGCGGCAUUCCGCGUGCCCAUGGUGCCCUGGCUGCCCUGCAUCGGGGCCUUUCUCAACGUCUGCCUCCUGAUCGACCUGCUCGUCUCGGCCUGGCUCGUGUUCGUUUGCUGGCUGGCCAUAGGCGUGGCUCUGUACCUGCUGUACGGCAUCCACAGUUCGACAGCCGCCUCGGAGAUCCCGCUGCCGACCGCGGCCGCGGCCGGUUCUCCCCGGCAGCCGUCGCCGAAGAUCUCGCUGCAGCCGCUGGCGCUGCAGCCGCACAGCAUCGUGUCGCACAUCGUGCCCUCGCACCGGAGUCACCCGGGCAGCCAGCGGAGGCUCGCCGAGCUCGACACGGUCUUCAUCCAGCACUGAUCUCGGCGAGGCCACCGCGAAUCCGCCUCGAAAGAGCACAAAACAAACCGACCUGCUGCGUCACCGGGAGAGAAUAACCAAGGCGGUCACCUCCACCUCGAGCCCCGGCAGCAAACGUCCUCCAGCGAAAGAAACGGUCAGCGCGAUUUGGACAUGGGCCGUCACCUGCGGUCCCGCCGAAGGGGACGCGACGGGCGGGACCCGCUGAGCCAACGCUCCCCGGUGACCGACCUCCACGACUGCCGCCGACCAGCAAUAACCGAGGGAAGCCCGGGGGAACGAAAACGAAAGAAGGGACCGACCUUUCGUUCCCGUUUCUUCCUGUCGCGACAGCGCCGUCCGAAUAGUGUAUAUCUCAGUUGUGCUCUGGAACGACGACGUCAGUGGCGCAGCUGCGUCGCCAUCACUACAUAUUGUAGACCCGUCCCUGACACACACGCGCAGACACACACACACGCAGACACACACACGCGUACAUACACACACGCGUGCACACACACACACAACGAGAGGUCGUUAUUACAGUUAGACGUACAGACAAGGAGGUCGAUGUAAGCAAAAGGAGAAGACAAAACGGGGACGUGUAUCGGCGAAGGACAAAGUUCGGUGACUUCUGGUAAAUGCCGCGGGACUAUUAUUAUAGCUGCGGCGCUCGAAGAGUGUUCCAGAAAUGGGUCAAACAAACAAAUGGAGACAGAGCGCGCUGCUCUGAUUGUUAUAUGAGGUCGUCAUGUUGUGAAAGACAAAAAAUAGCGGACGUGAAUAUACGACUGCAUGUCUUUAUUUGUCUUUCUUUUUUUCUUUUUUUGAAAAGAAAUACGCUAUGGUUUACUUCAGCAUUCACCCUUGAGCUCUCUCUCCCUCUUUUGUGCUCCCAUGUUUCGUGUGGAACGAACUUGCCGAGUUUCGCGCCUCCACAUAGCGAAAGGCGCCGCGAACGUCUUCAUAAUUAACGCCAGCGUUAUAAUACAUCCUGUCGAGUGGAGUCGUUUACCAUACACUUCCCUCCCGAGUUGAACUAAAGCGUUAAACAAACAGCACAUGGUACAGCGUUUGAAAUCCGUUGGCCAUUAAAAGAUAAACGUCUCUUCAGGCGUGGAACGCGCGGCAGCAUGCUUUUAGAUAAUUGUUUGGCACCAGGGGGCACCACAAGCGAGUCGCACGGGUGACGUGUUGACACGUACUAUAGCGGGAACAAACUGAUAGGCACAGGGUGCACCAAUGUGAAAGAACACAAUUGAAUUGCAUUGGAGACCGUUAGCUGCCCCUGGUUCAGCUCCGAAACCAGGAAAGUACCUCGGCUCAAGUGCUCCGAUAAAAACGCGCAUAGCAAGCAACGGCAAGUGAAGCUUGGUCUUAAAAUUACGCAGUAAUUGUCGUUUGAUUCCCGAUUAGGUGUCGCCUUGCAUAUCCGAUACCUGCGACCGUCAAAAAAACAAAACCGGUGUGACACUUCAUGGCUAUGCCUUCGUUUCAGGCGUAAUAACAAAUUGUGGUGUUAUUUAACUGAAAGGGACACUAAAGGCAAAUAUUAAGUUAAAGUAACAGUAAUGGAUUAGUGCUCUAGAACGCCUAAGGCGUCAAAAUUAUCGCAAACAGAGCUCUCGUACAACCACUCGUAAUAAAAUAAUUGUAUUGCAUUAUGAGACGAAAGAAAAUGCUACUUGUCCUGUCAUAUUUAAUUUUUAGAAAAACGAACUCAUUGAUGUUACCCAUGAUAACGACGCGAUCGGUCGAAAGGUUUCUUGUUUUUCUCCACCAUGCGCCGCCCACGCUUUCGCGUUUCAGUAUAGUUUCGUUAUCGCGUAUAGGGCUGCGCUGGUUUUGCUGGCUCGCCUAACUCGCACAAACUGCAAGUAUAGCAGAGAAUGCCACGUCCAUUUGAUGUCGCGGGAUUCCCGAGCAGUCCACGCCACUUGACCAAGACCAGCUGCAGCGGCGAAUCCAACCGAGCUCGGUUUCUCCGUGGCCGCGCGUUUGCGUUCUGCGCAGAAAACCGCAGCGCCGUCUUUCGGGCGCCAUUUUACUCACCGACGGCAGUAAAUGGCGGUGACGGCGUAAGCAACGUCACCACUCCCCGCUCGGGGGCGGGCGAUUUGAACUGCGCUAAAGGUAUGCGGACUCUUACUUCAGACGCAGUUUUCUCGUAAACUGAGCAUUUCCUUGGCACGAAACAAGCGCUGCGAGCUAGGUUUGUGGAGUGGUAUUUUAACAGUCCACGCCGACUUAGUAUUUGCCUUUAGUGUUCCUUUAAGCUAACAGGAUGUUCAUCUUGGAAUCCGUUUUGAAGUUCUCUCUCUAGCGUAGUCCCAUUUGAUGACUCUGAGUGGAGCACGAGGUCGGGGGUUCGCUUCCGUGCCACGGCGGCUGCAUUUCGAUGGUGACAGAAUGCAAGGACGCUCACGAACCUUGGCUUUGGGUGCAAGUCAUAGGUGGUCAAAAUUAAUCCGGAGCCCUCCACAACGACCUCGCUCGUAUCUGGACGUCAAAACCGCAUGUGACUAAACAAUACAACUACGAAGUUUUGCGCGCCAGAACCACGAUCUGAUUACGAGGCACGGCGCCAUAAUUGGGGACUGCGGACUAAUCUUCAUUAACGCGCGCUAAACCUAAGUAGACUAGCGUUGUUGCAUUUCGCCCUCAUCGAAAUGUGGCCGCCGAGGUGCAUUAUUUGACUUUGGGUGUACGCAAAAAAAAAAAAAAACGAAGAAAAAAAUCCGACGCAUUCUGCGCAAUAUAAAUGCGAAUGUCCGUGCAUUGCAAAAAAAGAAAAAAAGAAAAAAAAUGUGUACGAGCUAGUCUCUGCGUGAACGCACUUCAGAACUGUCAAGCCUGCGCAAAAAUGCUAUUUCACCGCGUUCUUUAGUCGCUGCUUCUAAAACCAAGAGAAAAUGGUUUCGCUUCGCGAGCUAACGCCCGCAAAGCGACAAUCCCCUUUCGAUCGACCAAACCGCUGGGGAACGCUGUUGUCACUCUAGCGACUGUGCAGGGGCGGAGUUAAUUCUCACUUUUUUUUUUUUUUCAUUUCAUUCGCGAGGAAACGAAAGUAUUCAAUUUUCUACCAAAAUCUUGUCCGCGCGCCUCUGUAGAUCGUCCCAAUCGCGUAUAUAUACAGGAAACUUCCAGCCGCCCGCGACGAAACGAUUUCCUCCCGAACAAGCCGACAAUGUUCGCUUCCAGGAAUGAGCGAACUUUGUUAUAUCUCGCCUCGUCGUCGUCUUUUCGGAAACCUAUAAAAGCGACGGCAAUUUGUUUCUUCUUUCACUUUUGCGAGGCUGAUCGACUUUACUGUAUUACACAUUCCUUUAGUUCACUUGCAAUCGGUUUCUCCUGCAGUUUCAUUUAUCGCGUUCGAGGACAGCAGAUAAUUAAGUGGGGUGAUGAAAUUAGGAAAUCUGCAGGGCGCAAGUUUGGAAUCAUCUAGCGCAAGACAGGGGAAAAUGGAAAUCGCUGGGAGCGACCAUCGACACGCACUGGACGUAAAAAUAGCCUGAUGACGACUACCACCCGACUCUUGGUCUAAACCUUAUAGUAUGAUGCGGCGUUUAUGCUACUUUGAGGGGAAAUCGUCAUCAUCGAUAACAAAUCUGCAAGCAUCGCUGUCCGUCUACGUGACCGCUGCAGGGCGACAGAACGAUUUCUCGCAUGCGAAAAGAAUUGAAAGAGAGGAAGAAAGAAACAAGAAAGGACGCAAGCUCUCCCUGCGUUAUAUACGCGUCGUAUUCAAUACAGAGCGCGCAGAAUCCGUAUCUAUAGUAGAUGAAAAGUCGGGUCGCGCGCGAUCCCUUCGUUUUCACAAAAGCCGACGAGAAUCGAAUCGCGAUAAUGAGAUCGUUUUAUUUCUUUUUUUUUUUUCAGAGAGAGGACAUUUCAUUUUUUUCCUCCUUUCCCAGUUCUCUCACAAUUAGGCGCGUUAUUAAACCAAUUUGAGCGACAAAGCCGCGAAGAAAAUAGACGCGUUUUCCUUUUUUUUUUUUCCCUACAUCGUACGAUAUCCCCGCGGGUAGUAUGCAGGCGACAGUCAAAUACCUUCGAAAAUCAAACGACACCCGCGCACAGGAACACCGCUACGUUGUGGGCGAAAUCGAAUUUACCGGGCCGCUCGCUCGCUCGCUUGCUGACCCGAACAUCCGUUAGGGCGCGGUCUGUAUGGAAUACUUCUUUGAUGGGUUACACCUUAGAAAAGAGACCGACCGUUAGGGAAGACACCGCGGUGUCCGAGCAAAACAAAAGAACGAGGCCACUUUCACUCCUGCCUUUCUCUCUCUCUCUCCUCCUUUCUCACCAUCCCUAAUCUCUCUCUCUUUCUCUCUCUCUCCCCUCUGUAUUUCUACUCUAUACACAUUCCCAUACUUUAUCAUUUUUUUUUCUUUGACCGCCAAAAGCGAUAUACCCCCGGGUCGAUUUCGCGCUAAAACCAUUCCGAAAUGCGGCUCCGUGUUCCGGCCUAUUCGUACUGUAGUUUUCUUGUUUUAUCAACAUUACAUCCGUUUAGAGGGAAGACUACAAAGAAAACCGUUAAGUCAGUUCAGUUUGCACAGUUUUAUUUCAAACGUUGUAUUUGUACUUCUACGGAGGAAAAAGCUCGAUUUUAUUGAAGCAAGCCAAUCGAUCGCCCAGAGAUCCUUCUUUUUUUUUUAAUAGGUAGAAAGAAGUACGUAGAUAAAUUUAAGGUGUGUUGUCCCAGAUCAGAACACAAGACUGCAUGGAACCUGCUGUCAAGAACUUUAUAUAUAUAAGCAAUAAAAGUGUGGAAUACACCGUAAGUGCGUUUAGAAAUGACAAAACCUCAGGCAAUUAGAAAAAAAAAAAUCUUUACAAUACCAUACAAUGAACUCAUAAUGAAACGUGAAAGAAUUACAUAUAUUAGAAAAAAAUGAUAGCAAUUUUAAUGGGCAAUGAGGUAUGCCUAUUAAUCGUGACGGUAUAGAUGAUUCCAUAACGACGAUGCAGUAAAGUAACCGGUAUGCAGUUCUCAAUUCAAGUCUACCGUAGGCAGCAAUAAAUUCUUAUGAGAAAAUGAACACCUAAAUUUCAUAUUUAUUACCUCGCCCAAACCGUAGCACCCGUGACGCCGCACAAUUCGUUUGUUCUAUCUUUAAUUAUUUUUUAAUUUCUUUCUUUCUUUGCGUAUUCGGGUGAUUUUCUGUGCCAGCUAAGGUUACCGAAAAUUGCUGCGUUGAGCCUUCGCUAUCUUUAGAAUGUCAAUGCAAUCCUUGUCUGUUGACAAAGGAUUCAGUAGCCCCCAGCGGUCGCGCUUUAAAUAUCCAUGACGUCACAGAUACGGUGCGGUAACGCUACGGUGGCGUCGCCACUUGUCAAUUUAUCGCAUCCUUGCGGGGUUAUAAAGCUUCUCCUGACAAGACUAUUGUACUUGAUACUCAAGCGUAAUCUACUAAUCUAACUUCACUUAUUACGGCACCUUGUCCUGUCUUUUUAGGGAGGUAUUUGCGCCUGCGGGAAAACGCCGGCCAUUGCUCUUCGCCGACACUUCUAGAAAUGUGCGAACCCUUUCACAUUUUACAACAAAAAAUUAAAAAAAAACGCGAUACAAGAUCGUUUCCACGGUUCCGUAUUCGUGCAGCUCGGAUCUUCUAUCUUGUGCGUUUACCACUUCCUGUUUCCUUUUUUUUUUUUCCGGGCACGAUUUACCGAAUUUCCUAGCCCUCACUCGAUCUAUAGAUUCGCGCGCGAGUCGUUUUUCAUUCUCGCAACGAUUCUGCGACGCGGUACGAGGUAGAAAAAAAAAAAGGGGGGGGGGAGAGAGAGAGAGAAAGGUUACGUUUCCUCGUAGCUUUUACAACCGACCCAGCAAUGUAGCAAUUCAUUUGUCUCCUCGGCACGGACACCCUAUCUGGGCCGCAGUGACACAGCUAGGACUAUGCUUCCUCUAGCCAAUUCCGUGCAGUACACAGCGAAACCCUAUCGAAGUACUUCACGUCACUCAGUAGCUAGCAUAUCCUAUAAUUCCCCAUAUUCGCGCGGGAUUUUCACGUACACGAUCACACAGGAUAGUCGUAUAUGUUCCUAUUUAAUCAUAUGGCAUUCGAAAAACACGAACGAGCCCGAAAUAAGAACGCACAAGAGCUUAUGUAAGUCUUUAUUUUCAGUGUUCUUCCACCCCCCCCCCCCCCCUUUUUUUUUUUUUUUUUCAAGUGUGCUGCUUUAUAUCAGUUGUGAAUGACCAAUGGGCCCGUCAGUACCUGUUAAAAGGAUUAUUUGGUAUACCGGCCCUUCUAGCGCGCCACGAGGCACUUGCGUCGACGUAUGACGUCAGUCAACUAGCUGCUGCCAGGAUUAUAUACCAGCACGCGGUCGACUGCCAGUGAAAAAAAAAAAAAAUUGUUUUAGCCGUUUUAUUAGAUCUUGAGCAUCAUUAGAAGUGAACUCCACUAAUCGAUUUCUUUUUUUUUUUCAUACAAGAUAAUUCCCGAAAAGGCGUCCACUAUGUUGAAACGAGAACGGUCUAGUCGGUGGCUGUUCAUACUUUCCGUGCUUUCUUGUCCCCAUAUUUAAAGAGGAAGUACGAAAUCAAGGAAACACCCACUGUCUGUCGCUAACUCUUCCAUGCGCGCGAAUGACUGAAUCACGAGUAUAGAUCAGCGGCACACAGUGAGCGAGCCCUUUGGCGACUACUCCAUUGAACGUCCACGUCACGCACCCGCGCGUCCACCGACGCACGGGUGCGUGGCGUCACCCGUGCGUCGGUGUAGCGUUAGUUUUUUUUUUUUUUACGCUGUGCGGUUGACCGCGUGCUAGUAUAUAAUCCUUGCAGCAGCUAUAGUUCACUGACGUCAUACGUCGACGCAAAUGCCUCGUGGCGCGCCCAUUUCACGGCUAUACUUAUAUAUACACUCGCGCUAACAACGUCGUUAUCGCGCGAACCGAACUAUCUGUUAGUCUCCUUCCUCAACGCCGCGGGCCCCAAUACACGUCGUAAAUACGCUCCGUCUAGUUGCUGCUGCUGUGUUCCUUCGCGCCAAUAUUGCCAGUAUUAUGGGUAUGCACUUACGUCAUCGAGUUCGCUUUGUAGUACAGCCAGCACGGCAAAAAGCUGCGCGUUAUCUAGAUGAUCCGCUUAUCUUCAGUAGCAUGGUCGAAGCUGUGCACAGGACUACAAAAUGGCGUACGUGACGUCAUGUGAAUACUCUACAGGCUCGCUGAUAGCGCCCGUAUAUCGUUCGCUGCACUGCACGUUAUUGGUAAGACGGGAGUACCUUUCGUUUUUUUUUUUUUUUUUUUUUCCCUACAGUGUUUCUUUUCCUUUCUAUCUUUUGUUCUUUAAACUUCUUUAAUGCAACAUCUGUUACUCCAGCGAUCAUGCACUCUUUUUCACCCAACAGCAAAGAACGAUUGAUCUAUGGCGCGUGUGUUCAGCUCCAAGGAAACGCGGGGGCAAUUUCAAUUCGCUCAAGGAGCAUAUUCUCCCAUACUACAGCCUCCGUCUAUACGUCACUGUAAAGUACGUUUUGUCUUUUAAAGUAUAGUUGAGUGUCAACGGAACUCUAUAGGACGAAUCCUUUGUUUGCCCCCCCCCCCCCCCCUCCUCCUUCUCCUCCAUCUUUCUACACCCACCGUCCCAACCCCGGCCUCAGCCGUUCCAUAGCAACCAUUGCACCCCCCCCCCCCUCCCCCACGAUCCUGGAUACUGUGCAAUCGAACAUUCCAAACGCUCGGGAUUAUAUGGUUCGCGGGCGAUCUAUUAUUCUGACCGUGCUCCGCUGCCGCUUGUUUUCUCGAGUGCUCCAUUGCUUCAGAGUCAUCAACUUUAUUUUCUGAGCAGCUCCCCCACCCCCCACCUCUUUUUUUUUUUGUUUGUUUGUGUGCUCUAUAUCUCUUUUUUCCUAACAUGUACUCGCCCUUUACUCCGAACGAACGCGGCACAGCCCCGUCAAGCGUACGACAAAUAACGUCAAGGGGCUACAUCUGCAUUCCAACGCGAGGCACAUCGGCAUACCUAUUACCGAGACGCUAUAGGAACGAGGAAUUCCUCGCGAAUACGUGACAUCCUUGAACGGUUAUCUACAAGAGCGACACUGCGGCCCGAGUUGGAAUUACAAAAGCGCGGCGUUUGUCCAAAAAGAAGAAAAAGCAUAAACAAAGCUUUUUCUCUGGAUAUAUUAAGUGUAAUCGAAACAAUCUGGCGACUACCAGCACUUCGAAUUUCUCUGACAGCUAUGGCGAGAUGUAUAUUGAACGCUAGCAGACGACUUCAUCGAAAAAACGAAAAAAAAAAACUUUUUUUUUUCAACAUAUACCUUCGCACAGUGGAAGUCUUUUAUGAUAUCACGUUUUCGUCAUGUACGCACUCAUUGUUCAUUCUUUUUGCCACGAUAGUACACUUAAACGAUAAUAAUGAUGAAGUCGACCCAUAUUGCUGGCGUGUGACCGGUACGGUUGUCAAGGCACUCACCUAGACUGUCAUACAUUCGAGAGGCGCGCAUUCGGAUCGCAUCAGGGUAUACAAAUGCAGCUGCCACCGUGUAAAGAGAACAAGAGAAAAAAAAGGAAAUAAAUGAUGCUACGCUUUGUUAUUUCUCAUAUACCCAGCCGUGAGACUAGCCCAUUCCAUUAAGCGUUCCGACACUGUUCUAAGAAGUUGCCAUGGCUGAAUGUGCGACGGCUGUAGAUUCAAUGCGGGGACACGAGGUUCUGGGGCCGAAUUCAAAAAGCAUUUCGUUCGGGAGUGUUGCUUGCCAUUUGCCGGUCACCUUCGCUAACAGUGCGGCCAACAUUGCCAUUUGUUGGUAAAGGGGUAGAUACACGAAAUUUUGAGGCUAUAAAGAGACUGCUGUAGGCUUCCUCUGUAUGCAAGGAUACUCAACAUGAAGUGUAGGACAGAGCAAACGUUUAAAAUAUAUUUUAAUUCGCUUCCAAAGAGUGCCUAAAUGCUCGUUCUCACGAUCGAGACCCAUCGUCAGCGCGAUUGACACCGACGCCACUGUGUUGGAAGCGUAAUAAAAGUUUUAGUGACGUCAUACCACAUUAGAGUGACCUACAAUGAGCGGUGACCCGCAGCACCGGGCAAGCCUAGAAAGCCUCGAGUCUAGAGUACAAUCAGUUGCAUUGGACGCAGACGGAGAGUUGGAAUCAGAGCUGCCUCAGCUUGCCAUGACAACUGUCGGCAUGGUUUUGUUCGCCUGCACUGGUGCAGAAUGUGUGUGUGAGAGCAGACGAUGUAGCAGUGUGUGCAUCACAGCUUUGUGGGCCCACGUGACCAAGCCCCUAGACAGUGACGUCACGGUCCAACUCUGCGCCCAGAAACCGAAACCGAAAAUCGUUCACAUAAAUAAUGCGAUAUUAAAUUAUUUACCGAUAAUAUAUGAAUCUUCGAGCGUGUAUCAUGCUUCCUGGAGCAAUAAGAAACAUUUAAAACAAAGAACGCGCAAGCCACAAAUUUGAUGUCUCAACUCCUUUAAGAACAGUUCCUGUGUAAGAACUUUGUAAGUACGGGCCCUGAUCUGGCUUACGGUCCCGCAUCGAAGGCGAAACAUGCAGGGUUGUCAGGGAGCGCAUAAACUUGAGUUCUGGCCCGGCUUACAACCAUCGGAAGGUGCAGCUUCAUCCCGUGCACCUCCUGGAACGCAUACAUCGAUCUCAGCAUGUCCAACCGUGAUGUCCCAGUAAGACGAUCUCCGUAACGGGAACGUAGACAUUAACUUCAUAACUCCCACACAGUGUUUAUUAACUGCCCUAGUUCCUCCAGACACCUUCUUCACACGUCUUAAUCGAACGCCAGCGCUUAAAGCCGACCGCCAACACAGUUAAAGGAAUGACCGCCCCCUCCGUUUUCUCGAUUCGUCUUCCAGCAUCACUUUGCGCUGAGACGCCACUUUCUUGCCUCAACCCUAACAUAUCUCUCACUUUGUGUACACAUCACACUUGGAAGACAACAUUAAGAAGAUGGGAUAGCCUAUAUAAGGCUUCACUGCAAUAUCGUGGACAAAUGAAACCUCAACAGGGUUAUAUCAGCAAAUCGGAAGACUUUACUUGCCGUACAGCAGACACAGCAAUGAACUAGAUAUUUAUAGAUUUGAUAUGUCAUACAGCGUUCUCUGUAGUGCCGUGUAAACAUUUUAGUGCCUAGUCAUAAAAAAUUUAAAGGAAGUCUCUCGGGAAAGUGGCCCGCAUUACUUGAUAGGCAAGCAGCAAUUUCUAGCGGCCAUCGUGCUUCGCAAAGAGUGGCGUGGGCUGAUCGAGACGCGACAAUAGUAAAAGCUACCACUAACCGAACAAUGCCUUGAAAGGUCCGGCAAGUAUAUGCAGGCUUAUUUCCCAAGAGUCGGAGCGCCAAUGGGAGAAAUAAAGAGGGAAGAGCGGAGUCGCAAGAUGCCACCUUGACGUGGCUAGCCGCAUGACGUCAUGCUCUCUCCCUCCAGUUCAUUGUACACGGGAAAACGAAAUGCACCAUUAUUCGAAUCCAGUUAGUCACGCUCUUGCAAUUGCAUUGGUCUUGUUUGUGUUUCAGUUGUUCACGAUAAUGCUGUGUUUGCACGUAUAUUAUAUACACUUCUUUUGCGUACAUUUGUGCGCUCUAUUUGCCACGUUACGUGGUUCAUGUGGUUGUGCCCUUUAUUUCGGCCUUACUACACUCUCGACGCACUGUUGUGAGGAUUCAAUCAACUCGAUCGGUGUCUUGCGUAUCUAUGACUUUGGCCUUCAGCGCACAGUAGCAAACAGUGCACGGCAAUUGCAUAUAAGCGUCAAUUAACUCGAGGAAGAGCGUGUUUGUGUGUGUUUCAGAAGCGAAUGAUUCUCAUUGAUGUGCAUGCUACGAGCUUGAAACGACCUAUCUUGUAACCUUCUGUAUAAUCUCCCAACUGCUUGUUACCACAGCAAAAAUCUGGUCAGUGCCAGAUCAGUAUACGUAUAUAAAGUCGGGAGCAAAUGUCUAGAGACCACGGUUUCAGCAAAAACAUUAGAAUUCAGCCGGGCAACAUGGAAUUGUCUUGGUGCAUUGCGUUGGUCGAAAAGGCACGCAUAGGCUGUACCACUUGACUUCAGCCUAGGCUGCAACAUCUGUGGUCUGCAGACGUUUUCUUGUGACUAUACCUUAGAGCUUUAGACCGUUAGACGACACCCCCAGUGCUGGCCGCCGCCUUUACUGCAAUCAACAAAAUGGUGCCCAGAUCCGUCAAACAUCGACGCUCAUACAUGUAAAGCCUGCACUUCUUAAGAAACCCUCUGCAUCAACUUUCACCGUGAUCCACAAUAUAUUUAAAUGCCACUUUACACCGCUUUCGAAAGAGCCUCGUUAUGCCGCAUUUCAAUAGAGCUCCCAAAGUGCUGUUGGACAUAGCCGCCCUCUAUAAUAAACUCUUCUAAACCGUGAACGUGGUGUCUUAGAGCCGUUUUAGAGAAAUGUCAUAGACAAUUUAUCCGAGAAUUACGGUACAAGUUUAAUGUUGUUGCGCCACAGAUACUCAAGUUACAUUACAGUGCACUGUUUACGAGCUCAUAAACUUUUUUGCUCUAGAGAAAGGAAAUGUUUCAGGAGCGUGUACAACUUGGUAUACUUACUGCAUGUUCGCUUUCACUUGCGUUUUUUGGGGGAUAGACUUCCUCACAUCACUAAGACCCGACGCCAUACCUCCACUGAGAAACACCUGUUCGUCACUAUUGCGUCUGUUGAACGCUAUGCGCCUUCUACGUAAAGGGCUAGCAUGGACCUUUGAGUGAACAGAAAGACCCGCUUAAGGUCAGCUGCAAUGAAAUUUCACUUUGGCUAUAUUUGUAAUAAGUUAGUAUAUACACCACAAAAGCAACCUUGGCAAAGCUGCGGAGCUGCUAAUAGCAGUUUUCUUGUUAGCAGCCUUUAAACAGCACCUAAGCAGAUGACGUGUGCAACUGGUGGUUGUCGCUAUCAACGCACUAGGACGCAAAUCCCAGCUCACUGCCUCCGAGAUUUUCCAGCGCGCACCAUCUUAUCUCGGAGGACAUGCUAAGGCGCCGCGUGCUCUAUGUGAUGCAUCACUUCUAGUGAGCAGUAAUGGCCGCAUUUUUUUUUUUACUUUCAGUGUCAAAGAACGGCAAUUUUGCAAGCUUUUCGUGACACUUCCGCUCGUAUUUCAAAUGUCAAAUUUUGCACAGAAGCUCCUUUAUAUCUACACAAACUUAAACUAAGCUUUUUACACGGUCCAGAAAUUCGUUGGAGUUGACCUUUAACAGACGAGGAAUGGCAUAAGGCGCCAGCUAAUGUAGAAGUAAAGGGUAAUUGAGUAAGAGCGGCAUACUUCGCAUCGCUCGCUUCAACCGUAGUUCAUUUGCGCACAUGUUAUUUACGCUCGUGAUCUGUGGCCGAUGUUACGAUAGCUCGCACGAGUUUCUUGGAAUGCAAAAGUGGUGAGAAGAAAAAAGAAAGCAUGAUUAAUUUCUCUGAAAUCUGGGACUGCAGUUGGACUUGUGAAGUAAAGCUCUAGAUUUAACCUAUGUAUUCUGGGAUUCUGGAUAUCACAGCUGUCAAAUGCAUUAUUUCUUCACGGUUCCAUUGCUUCAAUUAAUUUGUUGCAAUACAGUGAAGUAUGUUACAAAACACUUAAGAUCGCUACAAAAUGCCAUCUUCUCUAAUCGGAUGAGCUCAGGCGAAUUGCACAGCUGUUUAACACUGAGGAAAAAAUAACAGAACAAGACUGGAAGGCGGGAAGGACAUAGCCAUGUUUUCUUAUUAGAUUUCAAAAGGACGUUGCCACUCCUUAAUUCUAAACAAUAUAAACUGUUUUCCUCUCGACAAUCAGUGCUGACACAACUACGCAAUAAUGUAUGCUAUUCUUUACAAAAAAUUCCAAACAGCAUGUUUAAGACCAACAAGGUUAGAUUAAAGAAGCACCUAAACAAGGCUCAUCUCUGCAUUGCACUAAAGUAAUGAAGCAUCCGUAUUAUGAAAAAAAGCAGGCUGAUAAGGAAAGGUAAAGAAAGUUUGUUGACUGUCGAAAGUGGUUGAAGACAAUCUGAAUGUGCUAUCAAGGACAAAAGCUCCAAGAAAGCAGACAAAGUGUCGCUCUGUUGUUGAAAAGGCCGUUGUACUAUAAGUCCUCCUAACCACUUCCAACGAUCUGCACUCCUAAAUUGAGUGCAGCCAACUUGCAGUAAUGAAAAAUUUCAUUCUCGUCAAAGAUAUCCCGAAAUUUCAGCUGGGGCACCACGUUUCAAACAAUAAAUUUUUGUGACUUUCUAGUUUUUGCAUCAAGUAAAGGUUCUGGAGCUUAACACAACAAAAAAUAUACUGACAAGCCUCGAAGCGGCAUAAAUAAUUUACUGUACUUUUUCUACAAACCAGAGCACGGAACUAGUCAGGCUGUUAAUUUAGCUUUUUUUUUUUAUCGACGGAAAUGUAGUUAUUGGCUUCAUUUCCAAGAGGGUGUAUGUCACGUCGUCAUGAGGCAGAAGGCGGUCAUGUCACAGCGGAACAUUGUGACGUUUUGGCACUCGUUCCAGCUCACUCAGUCGCCUACACGUCACGUGGCCCGGUAAAGCAGCACAACAACAUGAUUAAAUUGAAACACAUUUUACUUUGAUGAACGAGGCGAAAGGAAACCGAGGGCCUGAUUUUUAUUAGUCAUAUCAUAAGAUUUACUUAUUUUACUUUGAUGGUCAGACUGAUUCCUUAACAUACUAGAAAUACCUUUAGAAUACCUAAUAUUUAUGUCUUGAACUACAUAUUAGACAACUUGUGAUAAUUCCGUCGAAAAUCCAUACACAUCCGGAGUUUUAAUUAAUGCGAGUUGACUGUAAGUACUACACACUAUUAUCUCUUGCACAGUGCCGGCAGAUUCUUGUUGCGAGAGCAGUGUGCGCAUGGUAUGCUUGUUGCUUGUUAUGAAACUAAUGUUGCGCUUUAAUCGCUCGAGAUUCUGUUUGUGACGUCUCGUCUUUCUGAUCUGUGAUAGUGCCAAAAGAUUAUUAUAUUGUACAAAAGUUAGGGGAAAAAAUAGACGGGCUGAGCCUGUAUGUCACAUGCUCAGCCGCAACGACAACGAUCUUUGUGAGGUGUGUCUGCUUUAGUGAUGUUGUUUCUAACUACUACUAUUACGUAGAUCAGCAGUGAGCACGUGUUUCCUUCUUUUUUUCUUUUUCCCCAGCUUUCAGUGAGGUCUUGCGGACUACAUCGAUUCCAAGAUGAAUCAAAGUAUUUUUAACUCCACUGUAUGCAUUAACUGCAGUUUGUGCUCACUUCGUGAAUUGGUUCGUCUUGCACAGACACGGAAUGUAUAUGUAGACAGCAUGACGAGAUCUUGUGAAAUAAACAUGUUUUCAGACACGA